CGAGUUUAUUCUGAGGGCAGGGUCGGAAGUGCUCACACCUGGAGUCAGGCGGGGCGAGAGGAAGGUGGAAGAGCGGUGACUUAGGAUCCCCGCCCCGAGCACAGCCAGGCCCUGAACCGGCCCAGUCCCUCCACAGCCUGAUUUCCUCCCGGCGCGCGGCCUCGCCCUCGCUGAGCGCCAAAUCCCUUGGGUUGGCUCCGCCCCGCCACUAGUGGGAGGCGGGGCCCGGCUCCUCCAGUCUGCGCUGGGUAGGCCUCUGCGUCAGCCGGAGCCUGACGCGGUGACGCAGGACGUCGACGUAAGUGACGCGCAGGCCCGGGCCGCUCCUCCUUCCCUGAAGCAACCCGACGGCCAUGGAGGCCGAAGAGACGAUGGAAUGCCUUCAGGAGUUCCCCGAACAUCAUAAAAUGAUCCUGGACCGAUUGAAUGAACAGAGAGAGCAGGACCGGUUUACUGACAUCACUCUUAUUGUCGACGGACACCAUUUUAAGGCCCACAAGGCUGUUUUGGCUGCUUGCAGUAAGUUCUUCUACAAAUUCUUUCAGGAGUUUACUCAGGAACCUUUGGUGGAGAUAGAAGGUGUCAGUAAAAUGGCCUUUCGUCAUUUAAUUGAGUUCACAUAUACAGCAAAAUUAAUGAUACAAGGAGAAGAAGAAGCUAAUGAUGUAUGGAAAGCAGCAGAGUUUCUACAGAUGCUAGAAGCUAUCAAAGCCCUUGAAGUCAGGAACAAAGAAAACUCAGCUCCACUAGAGGAAACUACUACAGGAAAAAGUGAGGCAAAAAAAAGAAAGAUUGCAGAAACUUCAAAUGUUAUCACCGAGUCGUUGCCAUCUGCAGAAUCAGAACCUGUUGAAAUUGAGGUGGAGAUUGCUGAAGGCACAAUUGAAGUGGAAGAUGAAGGCAUCGAUACAUUAGAGGAAGUGGCUUCUGCCAAGCAGUCCAUAAAGUACAUUCAGAGCACAGGUUCCUCUGAUGAUUCUGCUCUGGCACUGUUGGCGGACAUUACCAGCAAGUACCGUCAAGGUGAUAGAAAAGGGCAGAUUAAAGACGAAGAUGGCUGUGCAUCUGACCCCACAAGCAAACAGGUAGAAGGUAUUGAAAUUGUGGAACUUCAGCUGUCACAUGUGAAGGACUUGUUCCAUUGUGAGAAAUGUAACCGUUCAUUUAAAUUGUUUUACCAUUUUAAGGAACACAUGAAAUCACACUCCACUGAGAGUUUCAAGUGUGAAAUAUGCAAUAAAAGGUAUCUUCGGGAGAGCGCAUGGAAACAGCACCUCAAUUGUUACCACCUUGAAGAAGGUGGAGUCAGUAAGAAGCAAAGAACUGGGAAAAAAAUUCACAUAUGUCAGUACUGUGAGAAACAAUUUGACCACUUUGGACAUUUUAAAGAACAUCUUCGAAAACAUACAGGUGAAAAACCUUUUGAAUGUCCAAAUUGUCAUGAACGAUUUGCUAGAAAUAGCACCCUCAAAUGUCACCUGACUGCGUGCCAAACUGGAGUGGGGGCAAAAAAGGGAAGAAAGAAGCUUUAUGAAUGUCAGGUCUGUAACAGUGUGUUUAACAGCUGGGACCAGUUCAAAGAUCACUUGGUAAUACACACUGGAGAUAAACCCAACCAUUGUACUUUGUGUGACUUGUGGUUUAUGCAAGGAAAUGAAUUAAGGAGGCAUCUCAGCGAUACUCAUAAUAUUUCAGAGCGUCUAGUAACUGAAGAAGUUCUUUCAGUAGAAACACGUGUGCAAACUGAACCUGUGACAUCAAUGACUAUUAUAGAACAAGUUGGGAAGGUGCAUGUGUUACCAUUGCUUCAGGUUCAGGUGGAUUCAGCACAAGUGACUGUGGAACAGGUCCAUCCAGAUCUGCUCCAGGACAGCCAAGUACACGAUUCACAUAUGAGUGAGCUUCCAGAGCAGGUCCAGGUGAGUUAUCUAGAAGUGGGUCGAAUUCAGACUGAAGAAGGUACCGAAGUACAUGUAGAGGAACUGCAUGUUGAACGGGUAAAUCAGAUGCCAGUGGAAGUACAAACUGAGCUUCUAGAAGCAGACUUGGAUCAAGUGUCCCCUGAAAUCAUGAACCAGGAAGAGAGAGAGCCUAGCCAAGUAGAUGCUGCUGAGGCUGCCAGAGAAGAUCACGAAGAUGCUGAGGGUUUAGAGACCAAACCAACAAUGGAUUCCCAAGCUGAAAGGUCAGGGAACGAGAACAGAACACCUAUGCCGGUUCUAGAAUGAAAUAACAAAUGAAUAUAUUUUUAAAUUUAUGUUUUGGGUUUUUGAACUCAUGAUGGGCAGUGUGACUGUCCUUAAGCUAACAGACAAGUGGACCAAAGUUAAACUUCUUCUUGUUGUGCUGAACUGUUUCUGUUGAAACAAACCGAUUUCCCCCACUUAAUGCCACAGAGGAGGGAUCUUUCCCGUAAGUGAAUGGGAAAUUUUGAGAAUUUUAUUUCUGGAAACUUAAAUGGAUUAUAUUCUUCUUAUGUAGUUGGGUACGAAUGUAUCUAUUUUCAUUGUGGUAAGGGUUCUCCCUUCUCUCUUUCCUAGGUCAUGUCCUUCCUCAAAUUUUUUAUGUAUUGUAAAAUCAAACAAAUUCAUUAGAAUACAAGGUUAUGUAUUCUAAUGCAUGUUAGAAAAUUGAUAUAGGAAACACAAGGCUGCAUGAAGAAAAGUGCAUUGUUACUGUGCAGUUAAAUUUUGGUUUCUGGCUUUCUUUAGUUUGAACAACGUUGUUGUCUAUCCCAAUAGUCACAGAUGUCAUCUAUACAACAGAAACAGAGUGGUGGUGGCAAAAUUUCUAGAAUGUAAAAAAAAAAAAAUCCACACCCACGUGCCUUUUGAAAACCAACUAAACUUCUAUAAAGCAUCUCUGGUUCUUUAAAAGUUUGUGUUGUAAGGAGCAAUGUAGGUGAUGCUAUAGUACUUUAUAUUUUUGCUUAGUAAUGACAACUACCAAUUCUUUUUCACUUAAGUUGACAAAUUUCAUUUAAUGGCAGCUGAAGGGCCAUUUUCAAUUGGGAAAAUUCAUUUGUAUCUGUGGUAAAGUUUAUUUUGAUGAAAAGUUGCACUAGUAUUUUACCAUCAGAUGAAAAUAAGAUGAGCAUCAGUUAAAAAUUAAUGUAUUUAAAGUAAAGUACAGAGAAAAACAUGUAUAUAAUAUAUCAGGCUUUGUUUUGAAUGAAUCUUUUUCCCCGAUCCUUAAUGUAAAGAUCCUGUGCUAUAACUUUUAAAGCCAUACAAAUAAGAGUGCUAAACUGUGGACUUAAAAGUAGAUGUGUACAUAUUUUUAAUCAGUAUUACUUGGAAAAUAAAAUAUAACAACCACAUAAAAUAAACCAAUAUGCUAUAUUCUUUACCUGUUAAAUAUUGGGAGAUAUUUGCAUUUUUAAAGUAAACUUUAAAAUUAUGGUG
Equus caballus (horse) is the source of this 3404-nucleotide messenger RNA. RefSeq names its product zinc finger protein 131 (gene ZBTB35). Gene Ontology annotation, cellular component: nucleus; nucleoplasm. Gene Ontology annotation, molecular function: RNA polymerase II cis-regulatory region sequence-specific DNA binding; DNA-binding transcription repressor activity, RNA polymerase II-specific; protein binding. The record is from RefSeq and is a predicted model, not a curated record. Gene Ontology annotation, biological process: regulation of transcription by RNA polymerase II. Lineage: Eukaryota; Metazoa; Chordata; Mammalia; Perissodactyla; Equidae.